Danio aesculapii is the source of this 1086-nucleotide messenger RNA. Its product is annotated as serine/threonine-protein kinase pim-3-like. Gene Ontology annotation, cellular component: cytoplasm. Gene Ontology annotation, molecular function: protein serine/threonine kinase activity; ATP binding. The record is from RefSeq and is a predicted model, not a curated record. The coding region runs from base 1 to 1086 and encodes 361 amino acids. The transcript has 8 exons. Lineage: Eukaryota; Metazoa; Chordata; Actinopteri; Cypriniformes; Danionidae. Gene Ontology annotation, biological process: protein autophosphorylation; negative regulation of apoptotic process; regulation of mitotic cell cycle.
AUGGGUGAAGAAAGAGUAGCCUCAAGCCGCUCCAGACCCAGGAGUGCUGCUACACAGGAUGGCACCACUGAGCUUCCUGGUUAUUUGGCUCCUCUGCCUUCACAUUUGGCUGAUUCUGCAUCCACAGACCAGAGGAACAGCAAGAGGAAAAGGAAAAGGCAGAGCAGCAGCCAGCAAACGCCAUCCACCUCGUCCGGCAGACCAGCCAAACGCUCUCGCAGAGACUUGUACCUGAAGGGCCCGUUGCUUGGACGAGGUGGAUUCGGCUCUGUGUUUGCUGGGAUCCGCAGGUCUGAUGGACUGCCAGUGGCCAUCAAGUACGUGUCGAAGGACCAGACCCCCGAGCGACUGAAAGUUGACGGUCAGGGUCGGCUGCCGCUGGAGGUAGCAUUGAUGACCCGCGUCACGUCAGCUCCUGCCUGCCCCAGUGUCCUGCAGCUGCUGGACUGGUUUGACCAUCCCAGACGCUACAUCCUGAUCCUGGAGAGACCGGCUCCUUGUCAAGAUCUCCAGAGCUUCUGUGAGGAGAACGGCUGUCUGGACGAGCGUCUGGCCAAGAAAGUGCUGGUGCAGCUGAUCGUGGCGCUAAAACACUGCGAGAGCGGUGGCGUCCUGCACCGGGACAUCAAGCCAGAGAACCUGCUGAUCUCCACAGAGUCCCAGGACAUCAAGCUGCUGGACUUUGGCUGUGGAGAUCUGCUGAAGCGCUCGGCGUACAAAUACUUUGCAGGCACUCCUGCAUACGCUCCUCCUGAGUGGUUUUGCAGACAUCGCUACAAUGCGACUCCAGCUACAGUCUGGUCAGUAGGAGUGACGCUCUACAACAUCUUGUGUGACUGUUCCCCAUUCAGAGGUGCACGGAGGGUCACGUCCAGAAGCAGACUGACCUUCCCCAGGAGCUUGUCAACAGAGUGCCGUCAGCUGAUUCGCUGGUGUCUCAGUGCAGCACCGGCUGAUCGGCCCAGUUUAGAUGAUCUUGAGAGCCAUCCCUGGUUGCAAUGCACAGGUGGCCAAAGGAGAGCAGGAGUGGCAGAGGAACUGAGGAGAACAGAUCCUGAUCCUGAGCUUCCUCUGCUGCGUCUGUGA